GACAUUGUUAAGUUUUUACUUUUAUUUUUUCUCAGUGUGAUUUUUUCUCAGUUACUUUUAUUUUUGCAUCUUAGGGCCAGUUUAGAUAGAAAACAAGAGUAAAUUGUUUUCAAAACACUCAGAAAUUUUAAUCUCAGAAAUUUUCUAAAAAAAAAACAAGAAAUAUUCUGAUCUCUGAAAGUUGAACAUUUGCAAGGAAAAACUGAACAUUUAUGAAAAAACUCAGAAAUGUUCUAGAAAAAAACAAGAAAAUUUCUGAGCACCAAAAGUUUCAAUAUUUCCACUUUUGGAAAUUGUCUGUUUCAAAAGGGCGAAAAUGUUUGACUUUUUGAUCUUGGAAAUUUCCAUGUUUUUUUGUUUAGAUUAAUCUCAAAAUUUCAGAUUUUUUUGGUUAAAAUUUACAAAUUUUUUUUUUUUUACUUAAUGGCGAGUUUUAUCAAAACAAACCCAACUCAUUAUUUCUGCUGCUGUUCUGGCGACCAUGUUGAGGAAGAACGCCCCAGAUACAAGCCAGUGGUCACACAACUCGCACCGCCAAAAAUCCCAGAAGGAGAGAGAGUUGACUUUGACGAUAUCCACAGGAAGAGGAUGGAGAAGGAUCUGCUGGAGCUGCAAACUCUGAUCGAUGUUCACUUUGAGCAGAGGAAGAAGGAGGAAGAGGAGCUGAUUGGACUCAAAGACAGAAUUGAGAGAAGGAGAGCAGAGAGAGCUGAGCAGCAGCGUGUGAGGGCUGAAAAAGAGCGAGACAGACAGACACGGAUUGCAGAAGAACGACAGAGGAAAGAGGACGAGGAAGCGAAGAAGAGAGCGGACGAUGAGGCCAAGAAGAAGAAAGUGCUCUCCAACAUGGGCGCUCACUUUGGAGGAUUCCUUGCAAAGGAAGAACAAAGAAGAGGCAAGAGACAAACAGCAAGAGAGAUCAAGAAAAAGACUCUGGCAGAGAGACGGAAGCCACUGAGUAUUGAGAGUCUGAAGGAGGACGGCCUCAGAGAGAGAGCCAAGGAGAUGUGGGAAUGGAUCUAUCAGCUGGAAUCAGAGAAGUUUGACCUCACUGAGAAGAUGAAGAAACAGAAAUAUGAAAUCAACGUCCUGCUGAACAGAAUCCAACAUGCUCAGAAAUUUAAGAAAGGCCAUGGGAAGGGGAAGGUUGGAGGCCGAUGGAAGUGAAGUUUCCCACAUGGAAACUCAGGAGAAGAUUUUCCCCAGCUUGAGGAUUUAGCUGUAGUCAUUUUCUUGUGUUCAGCUUUUCAAGUUUAAUUGCCCAUUCAGUUAAUAAAACACAUGCUUCAAUUAAA
This is a messenger RNA of Xiphophorus hellerii (green swordtail), 1295 nucleotides long. RefSeq names its product troponin T, slow skeletal muscle. Gene Ontology annotation, cellular component: troponin complex. Gene Ontology annotation, molecular function: troponin T binding; tropomyosin binding. The transcript has 9 exons. Lineage: Eukaryota; Metazoa; Chordata; Actinopteri; Cyprinodontiformes; Poeciliidae. The record is from RefSeq and is a predicted model, not a curated record. Gene Ontology annotation, biological process: regulation of muscle contraction; sarcomere organization; slow-twitch skeletal muscle fiber contraction. Bases 424 to 1167 code for a protein of 247 amino acids.